Salvelinus sp. IW2-2015 is the source of this 489-nucleotide messenger RNA. Lineage: Eukaryota; Metazoa; Chordata; Actinopteri; Salmoniformes; Salmonidae. The record is from RefSeq and is a predicted model, not a curated record.
AUGGCUGUCACGUCAUCGGGGGCGAAAGUGAGGAGGGUGGAGCGCCAGCGUAAAACAGGACCUUCCAGACAAAUCUUCACAGCAGGUCAAGAAGUUCCCAGCGAUCCCACAAUCCUUAGCUUCAAACGUGCCGUCCGCAGGUUCCUACAAGACAACACACACAAUGAUAAGCUGAUCGGAUUGCACUGUACUCAUGGUCUCAAUAGGACAGACUACUUGGUCUGUAGGUAUCUGAUAGGUGUAGAUGGGAUGGAUCCUAAAGAGGCUGGAGAGUUGUUUAACUCUUCGCGGGCCCACUCCAUAGAGAGAGAGAACUACCUGAAAGACCUACAGACUGGGCCAAAGAGAAGUAACUAUGGGAUGGAGAAGUCGGAGCAGGAGCCAAUCAGAGGCUACUCUGGCAGUCGGCAUGACAAUAUUCCGGACGGUCCUGCCCACCACCAUGACAGACAUUAUGACAGGCAUUACGACCACAACCGCUCUGUGUAA